Molecule: messenger RNA, 2377 nt
Organism: Melitaea cinxia (Glanville fritillary)
Lineage: Eukaryota; Metazoa; Arthropoda; Insecta; Lepidoptera; Nymphalidae
Gene: Trap1
Product: heat shock protein 75 kDa, mitochondrial
Exons: 13
Coding region: 172-2241 (689 amino acids)
Biological process (GO): protein folding
Cellular component (GO): mitochondrial inner membrane
Molecular function (GO): ATP-dependent protein folding chaperone; protein kinase binding; ATP binding
Source: RefSeq, a predicted model, not a curated record
UAUAAAAAAGUAUAUGUCAUAAUUCUGUGACUAUUGACUAUUUGACAGUUAAUAACAUAACCUAUAAUCCUAUAAAUCGUAUUGUAAACUUGUAAAGUUCUUGUUAUAAAUUUAUGAAAUUAAUAAUACUGAAGACAAAAGCUUAAAAAAGAAAUAAAUAAUUAUAUAAUAAUGUCGGCUCUCCGUGCUAGAUUAGGAUCUUCUACAGUUCUCGUUAGAAGAUUGUUGUCCCAUUCCAAAUAUCACUCUAAAAUAGUAAUUUGCGGUAAUCCCUUAUCUAAUAAUUACAAUGUAAAAUAUACAUUAACUUCACAAUUUAGCACUGUUUCGGAUCAACAACCGGCCGAAACAGUAAAAGGUAGUGCAGAGAAAAAAGAAUUUCAAGCUGAAACUCGGAUGCUCUUAGAUAUUGUAGCUCGAUCUCUAUAUUCAGAUAAAGAAGUAUUUAUCAGAGAAUUAAUAUCCAACGCAAGUGAUGCCUUGGAAAAGUUUCGUUAUUUGAGUGUGAGCUCAUCACCAGAAUCACCAAAGCUAGAAGAAACUGAUAGACCUCUUAACAUAGAGCUAGCUACAGAUAAACAGAAUAGAACACUGACAUUUAAGGACUCUGGUAUAGGUAUGACAAGAGAAGAAAUAAUACAAAACUUAGGAACAAUAGCUAGAUCAGGUUCUAAGUCAUUUAUAGAAGAAAUCAAGAAACAAGGUGCCGAGCAAGCCAGUUCUAUUAUAGGACAGUUUGGUGUUGGCUUCUAUUCUGCAUUUAUGGUUGCUGAUAAAAUUGAAGUAUACACAAGAAGUAGUAUUGCUGGCUCACCUGGAUACAAGUGGAGCUCUGAUGGGUCUGGGACUUAUGAGAUACAAGAAGUAGAUGGACUUCCAGUCGGAACCAAGAUAAUUGUUUACUUGAAGACUGAUUGUAGAGAAUUUGCAGACGACGCUACUGUCAAAAGUAUAAUAAUGAAAUACAGCAAUUUCAUUGGUAGUCCAAUUUUAUUAAACAAUGAACAAAUCAAUUCAAUUAAGCCACUAUGGUUGAUGGAGCCUAAAGAGGUGACUCAGGAACAACACAUAGAGUUCUACAGAUUUAUAAGCAACUCUUACGACAAACCACGUUUUACACUCCAUUACAAGACAGAUGCCCCUCUAAGUAUAAGAUCUAUCUUAUAUGUACCGGAAGGUAAACCAGGACUGUUUGAGUUAUCACGAGAUUCAGAUGUCGGAGUGGCUCUGUACUCAAGGAAAAUUCUAAUUAAAAAUAAAGCUGAAAAUAUCUUGCCUAAGUGGUUGAGAUUUGUUAAAGGUGUUGUGGAUUCUGAAGAUAUUCCUCUCAAUCUCAGCAGAGAAUUGUUACAAAACAGUGCAUUAAUUGCGAAGUUACGUCAUGUAUUAACAAACAGAUUUUUGAAAUUUAUGGUUGACAUGGCUAGUAAAGACCCAGCAGGGUAUGAUGUAUUUUAUAAAGAUUACUCACUAUUCUUCAAAGAAGGAAUUGUAACUGGUCAAAGCCCCUUGGAAAAGGAAGAAAUAGCUAAAUUACUUCGUUUCGAAUCAUCUAAACUAGAAAGUGGUACUAAAACAUCCCUAGCUGAUUACAAUGCACGACAGUCUAAUGAUCAACGGAAUAUUUACUACUUAGCAGCUCCAAGCCGAGAAUUAGCACAAUCGUCACCUUAUUACGAAUCUCUUAAGAAACGCGAUGUUGAAGUUUUAUUCUGCUAUGAAAUGUACGAUGAGCUUGUUUUACUGGAAUUAAAAGAAUUCGGAGGUAGAUCGCUGAUAUCAGUUGAAAAUGAUAUGCAAAAAGACGCGUCCGAAAAAUCCGAUAAUAUUAUUGGAAGCGAUGACUUACAACAAGGUCAAGUUAAUGAAAUUAUAUCAUUCCUUAAAUCAAACUUAGCUGGGAAAGUAUUUGAGGUUCGAACUACACAGAAAUUGGAUACUCAUCCGUGUGUAAUAAUUGUGCCGGAAAUGGCAGCUGCGCGACAUUUUAUUCGAACACAAGCGCAAAACCUUAGCGAGGAAAACAGAUUCGCUUUGUUGAGGCCGCAAUUAGAGAUAAAUGCUAAACAUCCCAUAAUCAAGAAACUCCACAAGCUCAUUAGUAGCGACAAGGAUUUGGCGAACAUGGUCGCCCAGCAGUUGUUUUCUAAUGCGAUGGUGACCGCUGGCUUACUAAUGGACGCUAGAAAUUUAAUUAGCAACAUUAAUGAUCUUUUAGUGAAGGCACUAGAAAAAUACUGAAGUGUCUGAAUCUGUGUUAAAAGUUAAUACAUAAUAAAAGUUAUUUGUACAUUGUUUUCUUUGAAAAUAUUAAAAUGGUAAACUUGCACCUUCAAUGCAGGCAUUGUUAUUUUAAUAAUACAAUAUUUUAAUUUAA